Messenger RNA from Cuscuta europaea, 374 nucleotides. The record is from the annotation of a GenBank genome assembly. NCBI's taxonomy places the organism in Eukaryota, Viridiplantae, Streptophyta, Magnoliopsida, Solanales, Convolvulaceae.
UUUUGUUCACACCAGAACCUAAAGAGAGGAACCCCAAAAGGUCAUAUGAAAGAAAUAUGCCCACAAAAGCCCAAGCCCUUAACCCAAAAAAAGUCAUUUGAAUCAAAGACUGUCACUUCAAGUAAUGGCGAUCAUGAUAUUAUGCUAGGCAGGUUUGUUGAAACAGCAGGUGAUCCCACGACGCCUUCAUCGAUGAGAGUGGACAUCACUUUAUGGGACUCAAAGAGAAAGAGAAGGAACUGGUCAGGGGGAUUAAAGAAAAAGCCUGUUAGAUCUGAAUGUGCUUCAACCACCACGACCACCACUACUACUACAACUACAUACAGUAAUCAUAAAACCACUAUUGACACAGGUGGUAGCAAAAGAAAGAGAAA